AUGGACACCCCCCACGGCGCCCGGCCCUGCGAUCCGGAGGAAGACCUGUGCUGCGGGUGCCUGCCGCCCGCGCUGCUGCCGCGAUGGAUGCGGACGGGCCUGGCGCCCGCGGGCAGCCCCACGUACGCCCCGCCGCUGGUGGUGUCGCCCAACGACAGCUUCGGGUCCCCCGGGCAGGGCGCGAGCGAGGAUGAACUGGGGCGGUUGCUUAACCCGGCAGCGGGGCGGCCGGUGGGAAAGCUGGUGCCCGCGCGGGUGGCCAGGGAACUGGAGGGCGUGGCGCAAUCGGGGGGCAACGGGUCCGGCAAGCACAAGCACAGGUCGGGCAAGGGCGGAAAGAGCGGGGAGUCCAGGAGGCUGGGUGGGCGGGCGUCCAACUCGGAGCGGGGGCCGGGCGCCACCGAUGACGACGACGACGACAUCUGCCCCACCUGCCUGGAGCCGUACCCCGCGGACAACCCGAAGAUUUUCGCGGCCUGCGGCCACCACUUCCACCUGUCGUGCAUCUACGAGUGGCUGGAGCGGUCGCGGACGUGCCCCGUUUGCCUGAAGCCCAUGAAGUUCGAGGAGCAGUCGUGA
Ostreobium quekettii is the source of this 579-nucleotide messenger RNA. The record is from the annotation of a GenBank genome assembly. NCBI's taxonomy places the organism in Eukaryota, Viridiplantae, Chlorophyta, Ulvophyceae, Bryopsidales, Ostreobiaceae.